UAAAACCGAGAUGUCUGCCAACGGAAACAGAAAAUCCAGGGUUUUCACACACUUCACGAUAUCAGUUCUUAUCGACAAUCCAGGCGUUCAAAAUGGUGACCACUUAUAUAUACCAGUUUGUGAUGAAUAUGUGAAGCCGUUUGUUAGUCAAGUCUUCAAGUCUGAAGAAGAUGCAUUUCAGUUUUAUAAGAAAUACGAAUAUUCGUCUGGAUUCGAUGUUCGUAGAGAGUCCUCUAAGAAGGGGAAAUAUGGUCAAAUUAUAUAUCGCCACCUCGUGUGUGCCAAAGAAGGGAUUAAUCUCGGCACACAUGAUGAGAUGUCUGACGCACAGCCGAAGAAAAAAAAGAGACGUUGGAAGCCAUCUACAAGGAACACAUUUGCAGCUACACUUAGAUCUUCAUGA
This is a messenger RNA of Salvia miltiorrhiza (redroot sage), 403 nucleotides long. RefSeq names its product putative protein FAR1-RELATED SEQUENCE 10. The record is from RefSeq and is a predicted model, not a curated record. Lineage: Eukaryota; Viridiplantae; Streptophyta; Magnoliopsida; Lamiales; Lamiaceae. The transcript is spliced from 2 exons. Bases 11 to 403 code for a protein of 130 amino acids.